Triplophysa dalaica is the source of this 1050-nucleotide messenger RNA. Its product is annotated as tapasin-like. The transcript has 5 exons. The record is from RefSeq and is a predicted model, not a curated record. Lineage: Eukaryota; Metazoa; Chordata; Actinopteri; Cypriniformes; Nemacheilidae. The coding region runs from base 1 to 1035 and encodes 344 amino acids.
AUGUUAUACGUCACUAGUUACUAUGAGGGAUUUCUUAAACUGGUUUCUGGUUCUGGAUGUCCGGUUCUGGAGUGUUGGUUUGUACAGGAGAAGCCGGGUCACAGAGGGGGAUUCAGUGCACCGAUGGAUCAAGAGAAAUCUCUAAUGUUCAUCACAACUGAACCUUACAAUGAAAAAACAUCUGAGCUUCAUCCUCCAGCAGAUAUCAACCCAUCCAGAAUCUACUAUGUCACCGAUCCAGCCGGCACAUUUUGUAGUUCAGCCCUGAACCCACCCAAAGGUUCUGUGAAUAAACCCAAAUGUGAGAUAAACCCCUUCAUGCCUCAUGCUGCUCUGGUCAGAUGGGCAUCAGCUUUGACUGACUCCGCCCAAAGUCCUGUCUACCUGCAAGCUGAUUGGUUCUCAGUGGCAGCACAAGGACUUGAUGAACAGCUGACUUUGUCCAAUAUUAUGCGAGCGCCCUCAGCUUCAAAAGAACCAAAAGUGAUUCUCAGUGUGUCCAGUAAAACUCCAGUGGUCCGCUCUAGACUGGGGGAGCAGGUUCUUCUGGACUGUGGGUUCUGGGUUGACCCAUCAUCUCCAUUUCAUGGCUCUGGUUUCUCUAUGGAGUGGCGUUAUCAGUUCAGAGGUGAAGGACGUUUGGUCUUUGCCUAUGAUGGGAAGAACGAUCGGUUUGCUGAGACAUCAGAGACAGGAGCUGAUAUUGACGUCACAGCUCUCUAUACGUCUGGAAAUGCAUCUCUGAUUAUAGAGGAGGCUCAAGUGAGACACUCUGGUACUUAUAUCUGCACAGUUUAUCUUCCACACCUGCUGGUACAGGUAGCUGUGGACUUGGAGAUUGUUGAGCCUCCAUCUCUCUCCAUCUACCCUUCUCCUCUUUCUCUGCUUGUACCUGGUCAGGUGGUGGUGGCUCAGUGUGAGGCGUUGGAUUGCCGGAGCUGGAUCAACUUCCCCUGUUGCAAGUCUUGUCUAUGGUGUAUUAUGUGUAUUUCUUUUUCUCACCACUGUUGUAAAAUACUUUUGGCCAAAAUCUAAGUUAAAAAAUAUGAA